Onychostoma macrolepis is the source of this 4310-nucleotide messenger RNA. RefSeq names its product phospholipid phosphatase 6 (gene plpp6). Gene Ontology annotation, molecular function: sphingosine-1-phosphate phosphatase activity. The coding region runs from base 184 to 1032 and encodes 282 amino acids. NCBI's taxonomy places the organism in Eukaryota, Metazoa, Chordata, Actinopteri, Cypriniformes, Cyprinidae. The record is from RefSeq and is a predicted model, not a curated record. The transcript is spliced from 2 exons.
CAUUGUGCACUGCGCACAUAGCUGCUUUUCAAAGAUGGCGCUACACGGUAGUCCAGUAAGACCAGUUCUCUGUUAUCACCUGUAAAACUAUGACCUGAAAAAGACAGAUCCAAAAGCUAUAUUAUAACACAGAAGACAUUCCAAUAAUAUCGGACUAGCCUGUUUUGGCAUUAGUGAAGUAAAAUGCCUUCUCCUAAAGCGCGGAGCAGCGCGGCGCGCAGCGGCAGUGCUCCGUGUGCCGGUGGAAACGGGCGCUACGAGUUCAUCUCUCUGAACCGGACUCCCCCGCCGCACCUGCUGCAGAGGCAGGGCUCCGAUCCCACCGCGGCCCGGCUCCGAGCCUCCGAAAGCCCCAGCCGGCGACGCGGCUCGGGUUCGUCCACCUCCUCCACCGGCGGGCAGCAGCUACCGGAGGAAGACUGUAUGAAACUGAACCCGUCCAUCGUUGGGAUCGCGCUCAGCUCUCUGCUGGCCAUCGACCUGUGGCUGUCGAAGCGCCUCGGGGUGUGCGCCUGUGAGGACGCGUCCUGGGGCAGCAUGCGGCCGCUCAUGAAGCUCGUCGAGAUCUCCGGACACGGGAUCCCGUGGCUGGCCGGUGCCGCAUACUGCCUGUACAAAAGCGACAGCGCCGCCGGUCAGGAGGUCAUGCUGAACCUGCUCAUGGCCUUGGUUCUGGACCUGGUCCUGGUCGGCGUGAUGAAAGCUGUAGUACGGCGGCGACGUCCUGCCCAAAACCGUAUGGACAUGUUUGCCACGUUCUCUGUGGACGGCUAUUCCUUCCCAUCAGGCCAUGCCACACGUGCUGCAAUGUGCGCCCGCUUUCUGUUGGCCCAUCUUGUGCUGGCGGCCCCACUCCGCGUUCUUGUCCUGCUCUGGGCCACUUUUGUUGGUUUUUCUAGAGUUCUCCUUGGACGCCAUCACGUGACGGAUGUCGCGUUUGGUUUCCUCAUGGGCUACUGGCAAUAUAAUUUGGUUGAGAUGCUCUGGUUGUCUCCAGCCAUGUUGCAAAGCACGAUUGGACAGCUUCAAUGAGAAGUUAAGACUGAGAUCCCCAUUAUCUGAGGAUCUAGACACAUUUGUUUGCUGCCAGUAUGCUGGUAAUAAUUCCAUAAUGUCUGUCAAAUUGCUUUAUGUGAGUUUAUCACGUUUUCUUGAAUGUAAUGUCACAUAUCUUCUGCCAGUAAUAUCCAAGGUUUUAGGUUCACAUUAGAUCAUAUUGAACAGAUAAAUGAGUUUAAGUUGGAGAAGUGUAAACAGAUUUCACUUGAAGUUAUUUCUCUACUACUUCUGUCAGUACUGUGAUAGAUUAUUCCAGUCUUAAUGAAUCAGCUGCCGUCCAGUUCUGUUCUUUUGAGGAUUGGUCCUUAUCAAAGAAGGAUGGAUGGGUUGGCCUCUGGCUUCUGUGUGACAUCAGUGUUCUUGUUUACAGAAUAAAACCUCACCAUUGUGAUACUACAUUUUUAUAACACCUGAAACACUUGGCAUCAUCUUGAAGAUUUAGCUUCCAUUUUAAUUAAAAACCAGCCAGAUUUCUAAUUAAUAUGAAAAGCUCUUCAUGAAUGAAUAUUUAAUUAAACAUGGGAAGAGGAUUUGAAACGGGGGUAAAUUUCAGCGCAGAUCUAAUACCUUUAGGGUAUGCGGCGUCCUCAAUAGACAUUCACAGGGGAGUAGUUCUGUUAUCUCUGAAGGGUUGUAUAGGGUUCCUCAUUACACUGAUAUCUAUCCUCUGAAAAAGUCUUUUGUGUGUGUUUUAAAGCUCUGUUCUGUGUUUACGUCUGAAAAGAGUGAAAUUGUUCUUUUUCUGUGCUUUUAUUGUGACCGUGUUAACCACUGUUAAAUUUUAUUGCACUUUUUGACGCAGUCUUAUUGGUCUAUAGAAGUAUGCUGUAUUUUGCUAUGGUCUUAUUCAAACUUGCUGGUUAUUAAUUGGGUUAAAGCCACAGCUGUAAUUAUAGAGCCAUAAAUUACAUGAUAUGCUGCAAAUUGUUGCCAUAUAUCACAGGAGAACCUGUCAUAAUGUCCAUUUGGUAGCAUUAAGCAGGUGUAAAUUGCACCACGUUGGCCAUAAUUUUGACUAAAGUUAUGCUGAGUUGUCACUCUCAGACUGGACUAAGAAGUACUCUGGUAAUAUUACUAAUCAAGGCACUUUAAUAUGUCAUUGUACUGAGUGAUUACCAUUUAUGUACCACAGUCUUUACAUGGUGCUUAAAGGAAUAGUUCAGCCAAAAAUGAACAUUUGCUGAAAAUUUACUCGCUUUCAGGCCAUCCAAAAUAUAGAUGAGUUUCUUCAUCAGAACAGAUAUAGAGAAAUUUAGCAUUACGUCUUGCUCAAACAAUAGAUCCUCUGCAGUGAAUGGGUGCCGUCAGAAUGAGAGUCCAAACAGUUGAUAAAAACAUCACAAUAAUCCAAGUAAUCCUCAUGACUCCAGUCCAUCAGUUAACAUCUUGUGAAGAGAAAACUGUGUGUUUGCAAUAAACAUCUACAUCUUGGAUGGCCUGAGUGUAAGGUUUUAGCAAAUUUUCAUUUCGAGCUAUGAAGUGUCCCUUUCAUGGUCUUGACAUGUACAUGUGCUAAAAACAUGGUGUUAUCAAAGCACUGAUGUAACUUUUGUGUUAGUGGAGGUAUAUGUUGAAAUUUUCAAAUAAUUAUCUCAAUUAAGUGAGUAAGGGGGGGAUGGAUUUCCCAUUUGCGUUUUUUCCAAUGGACUUUUUAAAGCAAUAAACCCCAAGAAGCUGUGGUUUACAGUGAAUUUAUAACAGCUAAUGGGCGUUGUUAGGCACGACGCGAAGCGGAGCUGUUAUAAAUUCACUGUAAACCACGGCUUCACAAGGCUUAUUGCAUUUAUAAAACGGUUAUUGCAUAUAUGUAGCAAGGUUUCACAAAAUAAAACAAAGCAAAUAAAAUGUAAUGAUAUUAAUAAAAACAUUAUUCUUCCGCCAAAUAAUGUAGUUCCUCAGAAACAGGUGUGGUUGCAACAAAGUGGUUGCCGAGCAACACACAGACGUAAACAAAGGCGUGUGUUUGUAGAGUAAUUUACAACAGCUUCGAUCUUCUGAACACGGCUCAAUCAAUCAGAAUCAAGGACCGGAACUAUCUGUUGUAUAAUACAAUUUUGAGACUUAGUUGUUGACAAUUGAAAAUAAAUUUGUCAUUCUACUACUACUUCAUGUAUGUUUAUAUGGCCAAAAAUAUAUGGACGCUCUUAUAACCAGGUUUGGCUGUUCCUUUAAUUCCUCUGAGCACAGUCUUAAUGCUACACAUGCACUGACAUUAUAGAGAACUGGCUUCCAACAUAAAAUUAGAAAAAUUAACAUUUGUCCUCACAGAAACAUCUGAAAUAGCCAAACCCAUUAUUUCUAAGUGUCUAUAUAUUUUUGGACACAUAGUACAUCGUGUUACAUUCCAGUGGUUAUGCAGAAGAACUGAAUAGGAAAAAUAAAGAUUAUAUAUAGACAAUAUAGAGAUUGAUAACUCUGUAUUUUACAGUGUCUCUCCAUAUUAUGCAUUAUACUGUAUAUGUGAUAAAAAAUAUUUUUUUUUUUCCCCCAUUUCAUUUUCAUUCCAGUAUCAGGCAGAUGUCAAAUCUGUUAUUUCCAUUUUUUGUUUUUUUUAAAUCAGCAUGUGUCUGCAUGUUUAUAAUGAGAGUUUCUCACAUUCUUUUCAACCCUUUCAGGCUGGUUGAACAGUUGAAAGGGACUUUUGAAACACUGUUUCGACAAAUCCACCCCAAAAUCUGGAGAUUUUUCUUCUUUCUUUGAUAUUAGAUAUUUCUUCUCUGACAGCACAUGCCCUCAUAAUGAUUCACAGUAAUAAGUUUCUGGUGAAGGUUGUGGGCGUUUUGACUGUUUCAAGAGAGCCAUAUGCACAUUUUUCCUUCGCAAUAAUGGUGUUAUUUCUUGAAAGUGCUAUCGUUUGAUCAUUUGUGCAAUAUCACAAUUGACAGAUGGCAACCAAUAAUGUUAUUUUUAAAUUGCAAUAACUUUGUGCUGUUUUGGUGAUUGUUGUUUGCUAGGGUCCAUGUGUUAUUUAUUCUUUAGGAGAUAGAGAGGGAAGACAUUUUCAUUGAAUUCACGUGUUUUGGGUGUACAGUCAUUUUAAAAGGCUUCACCAGCUAUGUAUUUCACAAUCUGACAUUUGAUGGUCGUGUAGCCUGCAGUGAAAGGUGGCAAUUUACAUUCACCAAAGUCAAAUUUACAAGGGAUAUUUAUAAGCUUAUUGUGGUGCCUGCUAUGACUGUUGAUUAUAUUUGUGACGUAAAAUAUACUCUACAUCCAUCAUAAUGUGAUUGUAUUUUCUAAAUAAAUAUGAG